AUGGCAGUUGGCACAAGCAUAACUUCAAACGGAGGCGGCAUUACUCUUGUGUCCGGCAAAGGCUCUACCCAGGGUGGGAACAGUGAAAUUGCUAGUGGUACAGCUUCCGCAGGUGAUGGAAUUGGUGGACGCCUGGCACUAAAGUCUGGUGGUGGUGAUGUGGUUGUAUCGGGAACGAACGCAACUGCUUCCCACAUGAGCGUGACAUCUGAUGGAUCAAUCAGGGUAAAGGCGGCCGCUACUUCAUCCUUGGAAAUUCGCGGUGGUAACAAUAUGAAUAUUAGUGUCGAUACUGGAGAACUUACUGUAUCUCACGGAGAAACCACAGUGCCUGGAGGAGUGAUCUGGCGUUUGCAGCCGAACAAGAUGAUCAGUCAUGUUCCAGCGCAAAUUACCGAAGUCACAUACCCGUCAGAUCGUCGUAUCAAGACUGAUAUCGAAGAUAUUGAUGAAGAUGACAUACUCCAGCGCCUUCAGACCCUCGAAGUGAAAAAAUAUCGGUACUCAGAAAUGUGGCGAGAAAUACGCGGGAUUCCUGAUGUGACUGUUCGCGGCGUGAUCGCUCAGCAAGUGGAGGAAACUUUUCCGGAGUACGUGACUAUUUCAACACUAACACUUCCUGAGAAAAACUUCAGCUUGGAACAAUUUCACGAAGUUAAUAAGCAGCAAAUCACAAUGGAUUUAAUCGCAGCUAUUCACGCCCAGCACAGGCGUUUCAAGGUUGGUCCCAACAGCGAAGCGCAAAGUGGGCGAAUUGACAUUGCUACGGCUGACGCGGGAUCUUACACAAACGCUUCCCCUACCGGCAGCAGUGGUGAUAUCAGUGUUGAAACUGGAUCGUCCAGUGUCAGUACAAGCGGAGAUGUAAGUAUUGCAACCGGCGACAGUAUCGCUGGAGAAGGGGGGGAUCUAGUGCUCGAAGCAGGAACUGCUCAGGGGAGCGGAACAGCUGCUGGUAGUGUUGUAAUCGCGAGUGGCGGAAAUUAUGAGAAUCCAGGGAACGUCAACCUACAGACCCCAGAUUCUCGAGGAAGUCGCAACAGCGGAAGUAUCUCCGUGACAACAGGGUGGUCUGCAUUUGGAGAGAGCGGAUCAAUUGCCAUCAGCACAGGCGACUCGUUGACAGGUGCCAAAGGUGUUGUCGAUGUUACAUCAAUGUCUACUCGCGUGCGUCCUUAA
Phytophthora infestans T30-4 is the source of this 1179-nucleotide messenger RNA. RefSeq lists its product as uncharacterized. Bases 1 to 1179 code for a protein of 392 amino acids. The transcript is spliced from 3 exons. The record is from RefSeq and is a predicted model, not a curated record. Gene Ontology annotation, biological process: protein autoprocessing; positive regulation of DNA-templated transcription. NCBI's taxonomy places the organism in Eukaryota, Oomycota, Peronosporomycetes, Peronosporales, Peronosporaceae. Gene Ontology annotation, molecular function: sequence-specific DNA binding; DNA-binding transcription factor activity. Gene Ontology annotation, cellular component: nucleus; endoplasmic reticulum membrane.